AUUGUCGCUCUAGGGGCAGUGCGUUGGUCGUGGUUGGUUUGAUAGUGGACGGACAACACGACCGGCUUUAUACUGCGUAAAACAUUGUGAUUUUCCAAUUAUGGCACGAUACUUCAGAGAGCAGGAUAUUGAUGAGUUUCGUGACUGCUUCUACUUAAACGCCCAUUCAGGCCAAAUUCGUACGCUGGACGAGCUUACCCUCAUUAUGCGAUCUCUGGGAUUGAGUCCUACCAUAACCGAGUUGAAAAAGUACUACAAGAAUAAAGGGGGAAAAAUCUCAUUUGCUGAUUUUCUGGAGAUCAUGCACACACACAGUGAGAAAGAAAGCAUUCCCGAGGAAAUCGUCAAAGCGUUUCGCGCCAGUGACAAGAGCGGAUCCGGGCAAAUAUCUGGGCGGGAGUUGCGUCGCAUCCUCAUGAACUGGGGCGAGAAGCUUAGCCCCCGCGAAGCCGAUGGAAUCUUCCGAGAAGCAAAUAUUUCACCGAAUGGGGCAGUGCGCUACGAAGACUUUGUGCGAGUACUGUGUGCUCCUGUGCCAGACUACUACUAAUGCACACACCACGGAACGGCUUAUUGGCUCUCAUUCCACUUUUUGUGUGUAUUGACAUGCAUACAUUCCAGUAUUUAUUUACCUAAAUGAUGCUGUUGGGUGCUAGGAGGGGUAUAGGUGAAGUUUGUGCCUCAACUCUUGUAGCUUGCCUGUGUACCUAAGGCAUUUUUUUAAUCCUAAAACUCCUUUGCCUUUAAUAAAUCCACAAAAUGUGCCUUACACACCAGCACCUCAUGUGCCAGUGCCGAUCACUUGUAGAUCUAUAUGGGCAUUGCAAAGUGAAAAGGCUGAAAAACCAUAUUUGUAAGUUGCAGUAAAAUAUUUACAUAUUAAUACUUUGAACCAAUGGGUCAUCAGUUAGAGGAAAGGAGCCCAGAAAACUCCCUGUUGCUAUUUGUCAAAGUAUUGCUUGAAUUUUACAAUUUAUAUAGUUCUACAAGAUGUGCUGGAAGGACAAAUACUUACUUAUCUGGUUGUGAUAAUGGGAAAUAUUUCUUGUCCUAGUGAAACUGCACUUUUACACCUUGUAACCUUAUUGGACUGCCUAUCAAAGCCACAUAAAGAGUGUCAAAACAUGAAA
Molecule: messenger RNA, 1130 nt
Organism: Ixodes scapularis (black-legged tick)
Lineage: Eukaryota; Metazoa; Arthropoda; Arachnida; Ixodida; Ixodidae
Product: calmodulin
Exons: 5
Coding region: 101-550 (149 amino acids)
Cellular component (GO): myosin II complex
Molecular function (GO): calcium ion binding
Source: RefSeq, a predicted model, not a curated record